AUGACACGAGAACAGUAUAUACUGGCAACACAGCAGAAUAGCCUGCCAAGGAUUGAAAAUCCGCAACUUUAUCCAGUGGGAAUUUAUGGAUGGCGAAAGAGGUGCUUAUACUUCUUUGUCCUUCUGCUGUUGGUUACCAUGAUUGUUAACUUAGCAAUGACAAUAUGGAUUUUGAAGGUUAUGAAUUUCACAGUGGAUGGAAUGGGGAAUCUGAGAGUCACCAAAAAAGGAAUUCGACUUGAAGGCAUAUCUGAAUUUCUACUUCCAUUGUAUGUGAAAGAAAUACAUUCCCGAAAGGAUAGCCCACUGGUCUUACAGUCUGACAGGAAUGUAACAGUGAAUGCAAGAAAUCACAUGGGACAAUUAACUGGACAACUGACUGUAGGAGCUGAUGCUGUGGAGGCCCAGUGUAAGAGAUUUGAAGUGAGGGCAAGUGAAGGUGAAAAGGUGCUGUUUUCUGCAGAUGAAGAUGAGAUCAUCAUUGGAGCUGACAGACUCAAAGUAACAGGCACAGAAGGGGCAGUGUUUGGGCACUCUGUGGAGACACCCCAUAUCAGAGCAGAACCUUCCCAAGACCUCAAACUUGAGUCUCCAACUAGAUCUUUGAUAAUGGAAGCUCCCAGGGGAGUACAAGUUAGUGCAGCUGCAGGAGAUUUAAAGGCAACGUGUAGGAAAGAACUGCACUUGCAGUCCACGGAAGGGGAGAUAUUUUUAAAUGCAGAUAUAAUCCGACUGGGAAAUCUACCAAUGGGUUCCUUUUCAUCUUCCCCAUCUAGUUCCUCAACUCCUCGACAGACUAUCUAUGAGCUCUGCGUUUGUCCCAAUGGUAAACUGUAUCUUUCCCCGGCAGGAGCAGGCUCUACUUGUCAAUCCACUAGCAACAUCUGUUUGUGGAGCUGAAAUGACUCCGGUUUCUCCUCACACCAGAAUAGCCUUUUGUUACUGUCCCUCUGCUUCACAGUUCUGCUCGGUUUCCCUUAUGACAAGUUUGAAGCUUCAAAUGGCCUGCAGAGCAACUUCUUCCAGUGUAAGCAGGAAUACAACGCUGCCUUCUCUUGUGGCUCAUGUUACCACUCAACGUAGAGAUGGGAGUGAGAUAUUCAAAAAUAAAUGUAAUCUUCAUCAGGAAACCUGGAUCAUAAUAUCAUCUUUUGUCCAAAAGGGAGAAUAACACAGGUGCCUUUGCUACGUGAAGUGAAGCACAUAGUUUUAGUUUUAUGCAGGACCUGGAUAUGAACUGCACACAUAUAUACAGUACUUAUACAAAUUUGCCCAGAAUCCAAUCAUGAGAUGAAUAGGUAACCCCUGUAUGAUAAUUAACUUUACUGUCUGAAAGCACAAUUUUCCAUUCAUCUUUUUGGAUGUACACUUUUAUCCCUGAAUUUUAAAAUUUUGAAGCAUUGUGUGAUGCUUGCUUUA
Messenger RNA from Trachemys scripta elegans, 1419 nucleotides. RefSeq names its product sarcoglycan zeta (gene SGCZ). Bases 1 to 900 code for a protein of 299 amino acids. Gene Ontology annotation, cellular component: sarcoglycan complex; sarcolemma. Gene Ontology annotation, biological process: cardiac muscle tissue development; heart contraction. The transcript is spliced from 7 exons. The record is from RefSeq and is a predicted model, not a curated record. NCBI's taxonomy places the organism in Eukaryota, Metazoa, Chordata, Testudines, Emydidae.